AUGAUGGAUGAGUUCCGUGGACCAAUAUCGCAAGUGGUCCCCCUUAUAAGCACCAAAAUUCAGCUUUCUAUCUCAUACUCAAUGAAGUUUGUUCUUCUUACUCUGAUUAGUGUUAUACUUCGUAUACUGGUCAUCCCUUCUCUUGUUUUCGCAGUUGAAGACACAUCAUCCAUUUCGCAGUCCCAGCCCCUAAGUCAUGAAAAGACCAUUGUUUCUUCCCCACUUGGAACCUUUGUGCUUGGUUUCUUCAAUCUCGGAAAUCCCAACAAAAUCUACCUUGGGAUUUGGUACAAGAAUAUUCCGUUUCGAAACGUUGUUUGGGUCGCAAACGGUGCCAAUCCUAUCAAUGAUUCCUCUUGCAUCUUGAAACUAAGCAGUUCUGGGAACUUGGUCCUUACACACAACGACAUGGUUGUUUGGUGCACAAGUUCUCCAGAAGAAUCACAGAAUCCAGUGGCAGUGCUUUUGGAUUCCGGCAAUCUUGUAAUAAGAGACCAGAAUGCCGUAAAUCAAGAGGAAUAUAUGUGGCAAAGCUUUGAUUACCCUUCUAAUACAAUGGUGGCAGGAAUGAAGAUUGGAUGGGACCAAAAUAGAAAUCUUAAUAAGCGCCUCAUAGCUUGGAAGAAUGAUGAUGAUCCCACACCAGGAGACUUAACUUGGGGCGUAACACUGAACCCUUAUCCUGAGAUGUAUAUCAUGAAGGGAACCAAAAAGUACCACAGAGUUGGACCAUGGAAUGGUUUGCGUUUCAGUGGCAGGCCGCAAAUGAAGGAUAAUCGCAUUUACAAUUACGAGUUUGUCUCCAACAAGAAAGAGGUUUAUUUCACAUGGACCCUCAAGAAUACUAGUGUAGUAACAAUAGCUGUAGUUAACCAAACCACACUAGAGCGUCCUCGUUAUGUAUGGUCAGACACUGACAAAGCAUGGAAUCAUUAUUCAACCAUGCCAGAAGAUUACUGUGAUCAUUAUGGCGUAUGUGGAUCUAACGCAUAUUGCAGCACUUAUGCAUCACCAAUGUGUGCAUGUUUAAAAGGGUUCGAGCCUAAGUCCCCUGAAAACUGGACCUCAACUGAUUGGUCUCAAGGAUGUGUCCUUAAACAUCCUUUGAAUUGCAAGAAUGAUGGGUUUGUCCUAGUGGAAGGCUUGAAAGUGCCGGACACUAAAGAUACGUCCGUAGAUGAGAGUAUUAAUCUAGAGCAAUGCAAAACCAAAUGCUUGAAUUAUUGCUCCUGCAUGGCAUAUACAAAUUCUGAUAUAAGGGGAGCUGGAAGUGGUUGUGUGAUGUGGUUUGGUGAUUUGUUUGACAUCAAACAGUAUCCAGCUCCUGAAAAUGGGCAGGGUCUAUAUAUCCGGUUGCCUGCUUCAGAAUUAGGGAAGUCAAAGCCAGAAAAUAGAUGUGAAACAUAUGUGGAUGAUUUGGAUCUCCCAUUAAUUGAUUUGUCAAUAAUUACGGCUGCCACUGAUAAUUUCUCAGACGUGAAUAAGAUUGGAGAAGGUGGUUUUGGACCAGUAUAUUGGGGAAAAUUAGCUAGUGGGCUAGAAAUUGCUGUAAAGAGACUUUCGCAGAACUCAGGACAAGGAAUAACCGAAUUUUUAAAUGAAGUUAAACUCAUUGCAAAACUUCAGCACCGGAAUCUUGUAAAGCUUCUGGGCUGUUGCAUUCAGAAGCAAGAAAAAAUAUUGGUUUAUGAAUACAUGUCUAAUGGCAGCCUAGAUUACUUCAUUUUUGAUUUUGGAUUGGCUAAAACUGUUGGAAGAGAGGAGGUUGAAGGAAACACAAAUAAAAUAGUUGGAACAUUUGGGUACAUGGCACCAGAGUAUGCUGUUGAUGGACAAUUUUCUGUAAAAUCUGAUGUAUUCAGCUUUGGUGUUUUACUGCUGGAGAUAAUAUAUGGGAAGAAAAACAGAGGACGAUAUCAUGGAAAGCAAUACAACCUUGUUGAUCAUGGUCGUCAUAGUACCAAUCGCGGCAAGAAAAUCAACCGAGGCAAAGGCAACAACACCAGCGGUGACAGAGGCAAACGUGGCAAUGGUGCAGGUACCCGUUGCAGCCAAAUUCCCUUUUCCUUCUCCUUCGGCACACCCCAUCACCCCCACCCCCACCCCCACCCCCACCAUCACCUCGACUCCCCUCACGACACACUCUCUGGCUACUCACCUGCACCUGACCCCAAAUCUGUUCCCCUAGCUUACUUCACUCAACCACGACUCAUUCUUCCAGUUCACCCUCUCGCUCGCCCUUCACUCACCCUCUCCCCAGCCACCGCGUGGCACCCUCCCAGUCACCGAACCACUCCCUCACCUCUGGGCCCCAUCCCAACCACAUCACUUCCUCGCCUCCACCGCCAGCGGCCCCAAAAUCCCUCACCCGCAGUCUCCCUUUCGGUUCUGGUCUUGCUAGCGGUGGCGCCUCUCGAUCGCGGUCCUUUAUAG
Molecule: messenger RNA, 2433 nt
Organism: Sphenostylis stenocarpa
Lineage: Eukaryota; Viridiplantae; Streptophyta; Magnoliopsida; Fabales; Fabaceae
Source: the annotation of a GenBank genome assembly